AUUAAUGACUCUCAUAACAUAGUUGUCCCUUUUCUUUGUCACCUAACAACUCUAUGGAUCCAUGGAAAGUAAGUAUAUUUUUCUAAGUAUUCAAUUAAAUGCACUAUAUAUAGUCAUUGUUUUCACGAGUGGCAUAGUGAAGUGUUUUUUGUGUGAAGAAGAAGAAGAAAAAACAUGGGUAGAAUUCAUAAGGAGAUUAAUAAAGGUGCUUGGUCUCGCGAAGAAGAUGAUAUUCUCUCUAAAUAUGUUGCCAUUCAUGGAGAAGGAAAAUGGCAAAAGGUUGCCCAAAAUGCAGGUUUAAAGCGAUGCGGAAAAAGUUGUCGACAAAGAUGGUUGAAUUAUCUAAAACCAGGUAUAAAGAGAGGCGACAUUUCUCCGGAUGAAGAGGAUAUGAUCAUAAGACUUCAUCGUCUUCUUGGUAACAGAUGGUCUUUGAUAGCUAAGAGAUUACCAGGACGAACAGACAAUGAAAUCAAGAACUAUUGGAAUACGAAUCUAUCAAAGAAGCUACAAAAACAACAUACAUCAUCAUCAUUUUCUGUCUCACUUCAAAACAAAUAUAGUCAUGUUGCACCAGAAGCUCCAAGGCCAAGGAGAUUGAAGAUUGUUCAUCAACACAACAAAAUUUUAGAGAAUAAGAAUGGAAGUGAAUGCGAUCAAGGAAGUGAUGAAACCUCAAUCGCCGAUUUCCUCAUUGACAAUGAUCAUCAAGACAAUUUGUUGGUUGAUGAUGAUGAGUCCAACACUACAAACUCAAAGAUUCCACAAAUAGAAGAAGAUCACAAGAAGGUAGUUUCAACCAAUAGUACUCAUAGCUCAUCAUCACCUUCUGAUCAUUUUCAUCUUGUAUCAGAGAAAUUUGAUCCUCUAGAUAGCCUUUUGGAUGUGGAGCUCAAGAAGAUGGCUUCUUUUCUUGGACUUGAAAAUGAUUGAAAGUGGUUUGUUGCAAUCAAAGGACCAAGAGAAGAAAAAAGUCAAGUGAGUUGGGAAUCAUAUAGAGAAAGCUAUAUGAUAUCUAUAUAUGUAUUGCCUAACUAAUUAAACAUCUAAUUCUAUUGCUAAAUAUAUUCAAAUUUAAUUUAUAGACACUUGAUAAGUAUUUUGAUCCCUUUAA
Molecule: messenger RNA, 1114 nt
Organism: Vicia villosa (hairy vetch)
Lineage: Eukaryota; Viridiplantae; Streptophyta; Magnoliopsida; Fabales; Fabaceae
Product: transcription factor WER-like
Exons: 3
Coding region: 175-933 (252 amino acids)
Source: RefSeq, a predicted model, not a curated record